Gilbertella persicaria is the source of this 4493-nucleotide messenger RNA. RefSeq names its product ER-golgi trafficking TRAPP I complex 85 kDa subunit-domain-containing protein. The coding region runs from base 204 to 4382 and encodes 1392 amino acids. The record is from RefSeq and is a predicted model, not a curated record. NCBI's taxonomy places the organism in Eukaryota, Fungi, Mucoromycota, Mucoromycetes, Mucorales, Choanephoraceae. Gene Ontology annotation, cellular component: TRAPPIII protein complex; cytoplasmic vesicle; phagophore assembly site. Gene Ontology annotation, biological process: protein localization to phagophore assembly site; endoplasmic reticulum to Golgi vesicle-mediated transport. The transcript is spliced from 7 exons.
CUUCUUUUCUUUAACACUAGAUGGAAUCCACUCGAGAUUUCAUUGCAAGAACACUCGCUCCUCUCGUUGCUGUAGCAGCAAGCGAAGAUGCAGAAGAACUGUGUCGAGUCAAUCAUAUUCCUUCGUUUGCUGACUUUAUUAAACCCUUUGGCGAUAUGAUUGAAAGUCGAGGUAACUUGUUGUAUUGAAAUAAGCUGUUCAUAAUGUAUAAAGUGACUCCACGCGACUGGCAAGGCAUGCCUCUUCCUAUUGAUAAUUUUAAUAUACGUUUUCGACCCAUCGAUAAACUAGACGAGCCCAAUCACCUUGCCAUCAUGAAGCUAGUUCAAGACAAUGUAAAAUCAGAAGGAGACCAAGUACCUCAAGACUUGAUAAAGGAAAUAAGAACGCGCCAUGAUGUGACAGAAGACUAUUUAAACACUCCUCUGGAUGAAUUGACACCUUGGUAUGCUAGUUUCAAAAAUACCAUAUUAACACAGAGGGGCAUUACAGAAUACGAAACAUUUGAUCACCCUGUAGCUACCAUGAUUGUCAUUUCUUCAACUAACCCAGACCCUGUCAGUACAAUUAUGCAACUCUAUAAUCCUAAUGUGCCUUCCUUUACGGUGGAUAAACCUUAUGUAGAUACCAACAUUCUUCGAUACUAUAUUGUGCUUCAUGAUCCCAACAAAACCACUUAUGAACACUCUCUCUCUGUGUUUGAUAAACUCAAACGUACAGUGGGUUUGCAUUGUUAUCUAUUGACAGUCAAUUCAAACCCUCGAGAUCCAUUAGACGAUGAAAGCAUACAAGAGACAGUGGAAGACAAUAUUCGUGAUAUUUGGGAACAGAGCAUCACAGACAACUAUCGCAUUCAGUCUGAAUUGCAGUCCUUUGUUGAAUCCAGCAACACGUCUUCUUUUCAAUCACCUAUGUCGCCUGCUUCAUCCACCACACACUCUCGCUCUGCUUCUAUCUCAUCUAAUCUAAGCAGCAAUCACAAUGUUACUUCGACAGUCAUUCAUGGUAGUUCGAUUCAGUCCAUGCCUAUUGAUUUGAUCGAUACCAACAUACCCACUUAUGAAGAAACGCAGCCAACACCAUUACCUACAAACAUUGCUUAUGGGCGAUGCAUGACACACGACGAUGUUCAUGGCGUCAAGGCUAUGAUGCGUGAAUUUAUUGUGCAGAGCUUAAUUCCCUUUAUGGAACGCAACAUUCAGCAUUGGAAUGAACAAGUGGCUUCAGCACGUCGAGGAUUGACAGGUCGUUUAUUUGGUGCCUCACGAAGAUUCUUUGGCACCAGCACACGAUCUCCUACGCCUCAAUCUGUUCAGACCAUUCCUGCACAAGGACUCAAUGUACCCACAGGCAUGAACACACUCACCAUCUAUCCCUACAGUGCACCUGAAGCGCAAAUGCGUAAAUUAGCAGACUACGCUUUCAUGUUGCGAGACUACAAGUUUGCUCAUACUAUUUAUGAUACAGUGCGUCGUGACUAUGCUACAGAAAAGACAUAUAAAUAUCAUGCGGGUACACAGGAAAUGAUGGGUAUCUGCUUACUGAUGACACCCGCGUUGCAGAACAAGACAGAUGUUGAUCGACAUUUUGAACUCGCUGUUCAGCAAUACGUCGGACGGUGUCGAUCUCCCUUCCAUGCAACUCGAACCACAGUCAUUUACUAUGAACUGUUGAAGGCACGCAAGAUGUGGAAAGAGAUACCUACAGCACUUGUGCGUAUGACAGGUGAAGAUUCAGACUUGAGAUCUGCCUUGUUUCUUGAACAAGCAGCGCAUUGUUUCUUACGUGCGAAUAAAGCCAUGGUACGUAAAUAUGGAUUCCAUCUUGUGAUGGCUGGGCAUCGGUAUGGUAAAUCCUCGCAGCGGUUACUGGCCUAUCGUGCCUAUAAGAUGGCUUCGUUUGUGCUCGAGAACAAUACGUGGUUGAUUGCUAAAUCGCAUAUUCAAUUUGCAUUGGGACGUCAAGCGUUUCAUUUGGGUCGAUUGGAAGAUGCAGUGACUUAUUUCUCAAAUGUCCUGACAGAUUCUAAACAGACCCCUCAGCAACAAAUAGCCCAUAUUCGUGAAUUCCUGUUUAUCUAUAAACAGUACAUGGCAGCUGUAGGUAUGGAUCCACUCAAGGAAUCCUUACCUCAUUUAGCUUUGCCUGUGAUUGAAGAUCGUGAUAUUCAAGUUACGUUAUCUAACCAACAAUCUAACCUCCAGCGAGAAGAAUGGGCAGUUAUGGAACUGGAGCUUUUGGAAGACAAUAUCACAAAGGGGUAUAUCUCGAGUUCAAAACGAGCAAUGGCUAGACAACAGCAGGAUGAUCAUCGUGUGGUUUGUGCAGUAGGUGAACCUGCUACAGUGCAUGUAGAACUCUAUAAUCCUUUACAAGUGCCUAUUUCUCUCAGUCAUUUGCUGUUGGGCUGUGAAUACUAUACCAAUGCCAAUGAAAAGACGGCUACUGUAGAUGCUUACCAAGUCAUGCCUGACUGCAAACCAUUGGAGAAUGGCAUGUUUGGUUUUGAACAUUAUAAAUUAGAAAAGAUCAAUGAAAUCACAUUGGAACCUUUAGAGAAAAAGACGAUUAAUUUAGCUAUCGUUCCUUGUCAUGAAGGUAGUCUUCAAGUCACUGGUUUACAUUACACUUUGAAUGAACUGGUUCAUACGUUUAGACCAUUCCAUAAAAAGGGUAAAAGACUCAACAAGACCAAGGCUGAUAUGAUGUCAGUCACUUAUGCACCUGAUCGUUCGCUUGAUAUUCUGGUCACUUCACCUAUGCCUUUGCUUGACCUGGCAUUCCAUCAUGUACCUGAGACUAUCAUGUCUGGUGAAGUAAUUCAAACUGUGCUUGAGAUCAACAAUAAAGGCAAUAAGGGUCUGACUGCACUUCGACUCAAGACAAGUCAUCCUAGUUUUAUCUGUGUAGGCAAUCCUGAAGACAUGGACAAAGAUGUUUAUGGAUCUUUCGAGGAAGAAAGUCGCCUUGAACUCAACAAUGAACUGUUUGAUACUAGUGUGAUCUCUAUUCCUUUACCUGCCAAGGGCUCAAAAGAAGAAGAAGAAGAAAGUUCUCAUCCUCAUGGUGUUGUUGUGCCUGGGGAAACAACGCUGGUGCCACUUUGGAUCCGUGGUGAUCGUAUCGGCAAACAUACAUUCAAACUCUUGUUUUCGUAUCAAUCUGAAGAAGACAAUGCAAUGAUUGCUCACCGUACACUUCGCUCUACACUUCAUGUCCAAGUGCUUCCUUCGUUGAAGAUCAAUGCAUUCACUCGACAAAGCACAACAGCUGUCAAUGAGUAUAUCUUGGGUAUCGAAAUAGAGAAUUUGCAGACUGUGGCUCAAUUUGACUUGACACAGUUAACAGCAACCAGUCCUAUGUGGCGUAUUACACCCCUCUCGAUUGACCUUAGCUCACAUGAAGAUGUGGCGGCAAAGACAGUGAUACCCCCAAGACAGACAACAUUUGCCUAUUAUAAAAUUAGCCGAUCAGAGACAGUAGAUACAUCUCGACCAGAAGCAUGGACAUCCAAUGCACUUGGCGCCUUGUUAGUCAAUUCAGAUACCAAAGCUCAAAAACCAUCUCCUGUUUCUCUUAACCUGAGUAAACUGUCUUUUAAAGGCAGCGAUAUUCCAUACACGGCAAUACCAUUGAAGACAUUUGCACUGAAUUCUCGUAUGCAUUGGCGACAAGGCAACUUGGAAUCUCAAUUCCCCAAUAUCUCACAAGAGCGUUAUGGUCGUCUAUUUACGCUGUAUAAUUCAGGCGAUAUUGAUCUGGCUCUGUAUUGGGAUAUUCCCAAGAUGAAGCGUCAUGGUCAUCAUUACAUUAUUGGUGUCAAUUUAGGUGUACAGCAGAAUCCUUUCCAAGGCACCCAUGCUGAUUUGACAGCCAAGACAACCAACCGUACCAUGUUUGAAGCGACAGCAAAAGAAAGAACACUGCUUGUGAACAGCUUAACUCGUAAUCGACAUUUAAAGGAUGAAAGUCCUAUCAAACUCAUGAUUUCCUCUCCUGACAGACAAGUGCAUGAUUUUGAAAAAGAAGGACUCUUAAAAGUACCCAUUUCGGUACAACUUCGCAAUUGUUCUUGGAAUAGAACAAGCAAGUACACCUUAGAAUUGCUGCCUUGGUCUACUGAUCCUAAACCCAGAAAUAACGCAAAGACUUCUAAUACCUUCAAUAUCUUUCCAUUUCAUUGGACAGGCUCUACUGUCUUUUCAGGUGUUUUAAAACCAGAAGAAUCAACGCAGAUUGAAGCACUUGCUACUUUCCAAUUACCUGGUGUUUAUGACAUUAAUCGCUGGAAACUAACUGUGCGUACAGAAGAUAAGGAUGAUGCUGAAGUCUUUGUUCAUCAACCAAGUCUACCUCAAUUGAUUACGACAAUCGCCAUGUAAUUUUAAUUAAAUCUCAGUUCUUGUUUUUUUCUUGUUCUUUGCCCUGGCCCAUUUUUUUUUCUUUUCUUUCUUUCUUUCUUUUUCUUUCUGAUUAUGCCUCGUUUUAUUUCU